Coregonus clupeaformis (lake whitefish) is the source of this 1999-nucleotide messenger RNA. RefSeq names its product cilia- and flagella-associated protein 36. Gene Ontology annotation, cellular component: ciliary base; axoneme. The transcript has 12 exons. The coding region runs from base 224 to 1534 and encodes 436 amino acids. The record is from RefSeq and is a predicted model, not a curated record. NCBI's taxonomy places the organism in Eukaryota, Metazoa, Chordata, Actinopteri, Salmoniformes, Salmonidae.
AAAGGUGUCAACCCAUUCGACCACUUCAAACUUCAUGAGUGCGCAUUUUCAGAUUUUAUGCAGCUACCAAAGCAUGUUACGGAGCGGGAUAAUAACAAUAGACUAGCUUGCUAGCUAGAUUUCAACAAAUAUGUGGAUACUUAGACUUCAAUUGUGCAUUGUUGUACAAUUUCAGGGCUAAACCUCCUCGCCCUAAGAACAUUAUAGGGUGUUAUUAGACAACAUGGCUGAGGACAGCGAGUGGGUUGUGGAGAGCAUCGCUGGAUAUUUGUCAAGUCCCGAAUGGGUCAUACCAGUCACGGACUUCAUGGAAAACAAAUGUACAGUUUUUGAUGAUGAAGAUGAAAAUAAAUUGACUUAUACAGAAAUCCAUCAGCAGUACAAGCAUUUGGUGGAGAAGUUGUUAGAAUCCUACAUGCAAGAGGUUGGCAUCAAUGAGCAGCAGUUUUUGGAGGCAUGCUCCUCUCCUUUCGCCAAGUCCAAAACCUUACAGACUGUAUUCCAUCCCGUCCUGGCCACAGAUGACUUCCAGAUGUUCAGGGCUCUCAUGGUGCAGAAGAACAUGGAGCUGCAGCUCCAGGCGCUGCGUGUCAUUAAAGAGAGAAAUGGUGCCCUGCCUGAAUGUCUCACAGAUGGAGCAGAUGUGAUGAGUGAGCUGGAGCAGCAGGAGCUGAACAUUUUACAGGAGGUGCUCAAGAUGUCAAAGGAUGAGUAUUACCAAGAGAUGGCUCUGAGACUGCAGUCAGAGGAGGAGAUUGGCUCCACGUCCAGAAGCUGCUCUGAUAGGCCACUUCUAGAGGCAGUCAGUGUCCAGACGACCGCCUCCACUCAACAGACAAACAGCACUAACAAGGCCAAGGCGAAGGUGGGGAACAGUGGGGGCCAACAGCCCUCUGUCGCUCUGGUCAAUGGCAACGCAACGGUUAACAGUACAUCUCAGAAGAAAGAGGAGCUGAAGGCUGCUGUAGGUGGAGGUGGUGGGCAGAUGAGUCCAGCCAAGACCAGCACAUCUACCCAUUCUAAGUUGCCAUCAGAGCAGGUCAGUGCAGAGCCACGGGUCCUUCCUGCAGUGAGGGUACCAGUGAAGGGUACAGAGCCUCCGGCUGUCUCCAGGGAGAAGGGCAGCAGCAGCCAGGCAGCAGAGGGCUGGAUAGAAGAGGCAUGCAAGGAGGCUGGCAUUUCCAAUCUAUUCACAGAGUUGUCAGCAGAGCAGCAGGAGCAACUCCAGCAGAGGGCGCUGUAUCUGAGGCAGCAGAGGGACAAGCUUCAGGCCCUGAAAAAAGAGCAGAGACCCAAACCAGCCACACCAGAAAAAAACCCAGCACCCCCUGCCAGCACACUGGACGAUGGUCCCAAAAUGAACGGGGGUGGUGCUAGUAUAAAGGAAGAGCGGGUCAAUGCACCCCAGCCUGUGAGCUCUCCUGUGGGGGGACAGGAGAAGCAGCCCAAGGAGAUCUCUGUCGAAGAAAAAAAGAAGUUGCAGAAAAGAAAACAUCUGGCAGAAAAGCUGAAAGAGGAAGUCAUCAAAAAGUAAAGUCAACUGUAGUCAAACUGGACCAUCAAUUCAUUGGGAAGCUGAGAUGGACUGUGCAUUUGUAAUGGAAGAAUGCAGUAUUUAAAUGAUUCUUGAUAGUCUUAAAAGGGAAUGACAUAUUGGUUUCCUUACCCUGUAAGCAGUCUAUGGACAAGGUGACAGCAAUCCAUGCUUUGGUUUAGUUUCCCUGGCACUGAUUUGGAAAUGAUGCGCAAACAAUUCUAAUAUUGGUCCCAUGACAUGAAUGUGAUUUGUGCCGCAAAUGCUAAAAUGUGGAAACAGUGCCAGGGAAACUAAACCAACGCAUGAAUUGCGGUCAUACCUUGGUCUAUAGACUGCUUACAGGGUAAGGAAACAAAUGUCAUUUUGGGUGCACAAUCCCUUUAAGUAUAAUAUUGCACCACUGAUUCAAUGUAAUAAUGUAUGUGGUUUAAUAAAUCAAUUUUUAUUAAAAUUUUGACAGAG